GAUGUGAUUGUUGUUGGUGGCGGCUUUUCAGGGGUCAUGGCCGCAUAUGAAUUGAACCAAGCUGGUUACUCCGUGAUUGUUUUAGAAGCCAAGCAUCGUAUCGGAGGUCGCAGUCGAUCUCAACGACUUAAAACCAAUCCGGAUGCGAUUGUUGAGCUUGGCGCGACAUGGAUUAAUGAGAAGACGCAACCUACAAUCUAUGCACUGACGAAAAGGUUUGGAUUGAAAACCGAAGCUCAACAUACCGAGGGCGACCAGAUCUACCAAGGGUACGAUGGGAAAAUUUACAGGUGUGAUAUGAAUCAGAAUCACAACGAAAACGCCCAACACGUGCAAAAGUUCGUCAACCUUCUGGAUGAAGCUGCUGAAAAAUGUAAUAUUCACACUUUCGACGAGUUUCCGGAAGCUGAGGAUGUUACAAUGGCUGAAUGGGUGGCCCAAAAAGGCCUCGCGGACAACCCGGCUGUUACCGCCACUUGCCGAUUGCUGUGCUCCGCAGUCGUUGGCCGUGAGCCAGAAGAAAUUGGAGCACAUUAUUUCUUGGACUACAUCAAAUCAAGCUACGGAUACGUGAGUGUCGUAAGCGAAGGCGAUGAAGGCGCUCAGUCACUCAAAAUCAAAACCGGUACUUCAUCUAUCGUUGAUGCUCUGGCAAAUACGCUGCCUUCUGGAUCUGUGAUGCUUCACAGCCCGGUUGACAGCAUCUCCCAGUACACCGAUAACGAAGUCCAUGUCACAACCAGCAGCGGCACAAUCUACAAGGCUAAAAAGGUCAUCAUGGCCAUCCCAACAAAUACAUACGUAAACAUACAGUUUACUCCGCCACUGCCAUCUGCAAAGAAAGCUCUCGUCACCAGAACAAAACCAGGUGUUUAUGCAAAGGCCAUCUUGACCUACUCCUCGCCGUGGUGGCGAGAGGUCGGUCUUUUGGGCAAGUUUGAAUCCGUGAUUGGCCCCAUUUGUUUUAGCUGGGAUGUCAGUGACAUUUCGAAGAAGCAAUAUAGCCUGGCAAUAUUUGUUGCCGGUAGGGUCGCCACCGAGUGGCACAAACUGGAUGAAUUAGCGCGAGAAGAAGCCAUCAUCGAGCAUCUGGCGACGCUUGUGGGUGAGACUUCUUCUCUUGCAGACAAAGCCCGCAAUAUCCUAGAAUUCAACAUGGUAGAAUGGACAAAGGAAGAGUAUAUCGGUGGUGCACCGACCAGCGUUUUGGGCCCCGGUAUGCUUAAAAAGUAUGGGGCAGUGCUCAGAGAGCCCGUGGGAAAUAUUCAUUUUGGCGGUGGAGAGACGGCAUAUGAGUGGAAGGGGUAUAUGGAGGGUGCUAUUACUGCUGGACAACGAGCCGCCAAAGAGGUCGUUGA
Messenger RNA from Trichoderma atroviride IMI 206040, 1358 nucleotides. RefSeq lists its product as uncharacterized. Gene Ontology annotation, molecular function: oxidoreductase activity. The record is from RefSeq and is a predicted model, not a curated record. Lineage: Eukaryota; Fungi; Ascomycota; Sordariomycetes; Hypocreales; Hypocreaceae.